AUGUUAAGAGGAAGAGCUCCAGCUCCUCCUGCAGCAGCAGGGAUCACGCAGAGGGAAUACAGCCAGGUCUACCUGGGUCUACAGCCAGGUCUACCAGCACAAAAGGGAGAGGCUUCUGGUUGGGACCUGGGGCUGGUGGUGCAGCCGAGUCCCGCCUUUCUGGGUCCUAGUUUUCCACGUGCUUUUUUGAAUAUUCCUACAAUAAAGGUGUCUCUUGAUCACCACAUGAUGAACAGCUCCAUGUCGCCCAGCUCACACCCUCCUGAGCACCACCACUCUACAGCAGUGCCAGGGCAUGACCAUGGAAGCGGGAUGAUGAUGAUGGCGAUGACUUUCCACUUCAGCUACGAGAACGUGCCGCUGCUGUUCUCCGGGCUUACGAUCAAUUCUCCUGGAGAAAUGGCUGGUGCUUUUGUGGCCGUCUUCUUCCUAGCCAUGUUUUACGAAGGCCUAAAAAUUGCCCGAGAGUGUCUGCUCCGUAAAUCCCAGGUCAGCAUUCGCUACAACUCUAUGCCAGUGCCAGGUCCGAAUGGCACCAUCUUGAUGGAGACACAUAAAACUGUUGGGCAGCAGAUGCUGAGCUUCCCUCACCUCCUGCAGACCGUACUGCACAUCAUCCAGGUCGUGGUCAGCUACUUCCUCAUGCUCAUCUUCAUGACGUACAACGGCUACCUGUGCAUCGCCGUGGCAGCAGGCGCCGGCAUGGGCUAUUUCUUCUUCAGCUGGAAAAAGGCAGUCGUUGUGGACAUCACUGAGCACUGCCAUUAAUAGUGGGUGCUGCCCAGGAGCCUCUCCACCUCUGCUCUCUUGAAACGCAGCCACUCGAGGACUGGAUCAUUCCUAAGCUGAAAGAGCAACCACAGAAUCAAUGCAAGUUGACCACAAUUCCUGGCUGGGUCGGAGGGAGGUGAGGAGCUGGGGGUGCUGCUCCUGCCGGCCUGGCAGGGGUCUGGGGGAGCUCUGCAGGAUCCCAUGGUAGCCGUGCUGGGCUAGGAUUUGCUUUAUUCUUAGAUUACGCCGUGAUUGAAAUUAGUUGGCUGACAGAAAUAUAGAGGUUAUUCCUUUUUUAAAAACAAAACUUUUUUUUUUUAAUUUUUAAACUGUAAACACUUAUGACCUGUGAAGGUUUCAUGAACAGCAGGUAAAGAUGAAAGUUGCCAGGGGAGCCUAUGUGUGCAAGUGGCUAUUUUAUUUUAUUUUAAGAAGUGUAAGUAAUGCCAGGGUCUCCUGGCGUUGUGGCUUUUGGGGCCAGCGGCGCCUUGUGACUCGGUUCUGAGAACAGAGCUCCCCAGGGGUGGCUGCAGGGCAGAGCUGCUGCUGCUGCUGCUGCGCAGGAGAGGGGCCAGCUCUGCCCUGCCCGGAGCCCUGCGCAGCCCGUGGGCAGCACCGGGCGUCCCUGGCACCGCAUUGCUCAGCUUUGGGUGCUAACACUGCAGCGCCGCUGCUUCCCCUGCUCGGCACGGGAACGUGCUGAGCAGGUGCAGGACAACGGCUGCGUGUUCAGAGGGCAAAGAAAAUACUGAAAAUGACCCCUUGAAUCCCCACUGACUUCAUGUUGAAUCGCACCUGGAAAUUCUGGAUGGAUUUAGAGCUAGACUCUAAUAAGUUACUAAAACUCAUUCUGUAAAAGACACAAGACCUAAAUUGUAUUUGCGUGCCACUUAGCAGGUAACAUAUCUGAAGAGGGCAUUCCUUGAUUGAGAUGAAGGAAAUAAAACCAUGUGUCGGUGGAGGGAAGCCUGGGGGAAGAGAAGAAAGCAGCCUUGGAUUUGAUCUUCUCGGGUGGAAUUUGAAGCAGCCUGGGUUGAUAUAAAAAAAAAUAAUUGUGAUCCAAGUGACUGCUCCUUGUCUUAACAAUCAUGCUGUGACUUGCUACCUUACUGAGACACAGUCAGUGCCGCUGGCAGGAAGGGCCAGGAGCUCCGCAGAAAAACUUCCCGCUCAGGACUACGAGACCUGCAGAUUUAACAGGCAAGAAAGGAUGGCUCCCAGGAUGGGUGUUGCACAGAAACACGGGAGGAUUUCUAGGGGAGUUCUGGAUUGGCACUUUGUUCCUGAACUGCUCCCAGAGGUAGGGAGGGCAGCGUGGGCCGGGCAGGGCUGGACGCUGCCUUCAGGCACCUCCUGAGGGCACUCACCUUUCUGUAGCCUGCAGGCUCUAAAGGACAAGGCCUGGCCCUUGCCCACAGGUUCUGGUGCUGCUACUGCUUCUGAGCCCGUUCCCAGCCUGCUGCCCCCUCUGAAAGCCAGAGGAAAUCUGGGAUUGCGGCUGCCAGGCUCUUGUCCUGCUCUGCCGAGGCUCAGCCUUCCGGGAGUGCUGCCGGGCAUGGAAACAGGACACCUGCCCCUCGUUUCUGUAGUCAGUCCUCAUGUGAAUGGAAGCAGCACGGCUGCCGUGAUGGAAGGAUGCUGGCCGCACCUGACAGAAGAGAUAGGAGAAGCUCCUCCUUCCCCGGUCUGGUCUGCAAAGGGAGUAUGUCACACUACAGAAAGACACCUGCACAGGUCUGGAAGACACUACAGAGGGCAUCUCCAGACGGGAGAGAGGAAGAGGGGCAGCGGGAGGAAGCUCCAUGCUUGUUAGAGAAGCCGGCAGCUGUUACCUGCGUGAGCUGCUUGUGCUCUGGAAGCUUCGCACUGCAGAGACCUGUCUGUGAAGGAGCCUGCAGCUGAUGAGCGCUCCCACUGGUUUCUCCUGAGCAAACUGGAGUUGUUACCAUUAUGGCCAUGUCUGAUUACAGGGCACAGUCACUUGUAGCUUCAUGUGCUGACACUAGUAACUGCCUAUACCUCUGGACCUGCCAGAUCUUCCGGUAAAGUAAAGCCUGGGCUUGGCCUGAUCUUCCUGCUGCCAUGGGGGCCUUUCAGCCACCUUUGCUUCUGUAUUGAAGUGACCCGAUUUACACUCGUGUCAGAGAGGGAUGACUUGGGGAUUAUGCAGCGGUGGCUCCUCUGAUAGAAACCCAGUUCAUGCAUUAGCUUCUCUGCCUCAUUCUAGAUGCAGCACCUAGUGCCUCCAGAUUGAUAGCACCAGAAGCAGAGCUCUGCGCCUCCCGAGGGUUCCUCCCUGUCCACACGUGCAUGGAACAGGGCGCUCAGCUCGCGGGGUGUGGAGAGGGAAGCGACACUCCCUGAGCGUUGGGGCAGGAGGCUCCCAAGUUCCUCGUCUGGACCCUGUGUCCCACAGCAGCCGUCGGGAAUGUCGCUCCUCGGAGCGUUGGGCACUCCUGGAGUUGCCCAGUCCCACGGGGUGCAGGCUGGGGAGGAGGCCGCGGGGGAAGGUGUGAGGGUGCCUGAGAACAUGGCACUCUUGGAGAAUAAGCUCUGUGCAACAGGGCUGGGUCUCCCCAUGGUCUCCUGUGCUCCCUGGGCACGUCGUGGAGUGGGGCUGUGUCUUCUGCUUCUGAGGCUGCCGGCGUAGCAAGGUACAACUGAGAAACGCGCGUCCCUAGUCCCUGGCUCCCGUCUGUGACCUGUUGACAAUCCAGAGAAGCCUCUGCCCCCCGUGUGUCACCCUCCUUCUGUUGCACUACAUGCCACAGGCUGCUGGGCUCCUGGCCUGGGUUGCUCCAGGCUUUGCCAGGCUCCUGGCGACUCGGGAUCACUGCUGGUGCUGCAGGCCUGGCCGCGCUGAUGCCCGAGUCGAGGCUGGCCUGAUAUUAAUGCCAAACAUGCGUUAAGUAGCACUCGGAGGGAGGGCAGCGCUCAAACAUUGCUAUGCUCAAAGGGUGUAAAUGACUACGUGGUUCCCUAUGUAUCCAGCCUGUGCUGUCCUGUACCCGUGUGCUCUGGCUGUGUCCCUGCGCAGGGCAUACAGGGCAGCCCCGUGCUGUGUCCGGUGCCCACCUCCCGAGUGCCUUUCCGUUCACCUGGAGCCAGUCCCAACAGCUCCAGCAGGAUCUACAGCUUUGUUUACAGCGGACCAUAACUUUUGUUUUCAUUU
Messenger RNA from Nothoprocta perdicaria, 3943 nucleotides. RefSeq names its product solute carrier family 31 member 1 (gene SLC31A1). Gene Ontology annotation, cellular component: membrane. The coding region runs from base 1 to 768 and encodes 255 amino acids. The record is from RefSeq and is a predicted model, not a curated record. Lineage: Eukaryota; Metazoa; Chordata; Aves; Tinamiformes; Tinamidae. Gene Ontology annotation, biological process: copper ion transmembrane transport. The transcript has 6 exons. Gene Ontology annotation, molecular function: copper ion transmembrane transporter activity.